AUGUCCUCUAGCAGCUUUGCCGCUGCCCAAGAGCGGAUCCUCGCGCGACAGCAUGUCAGACAACAAGAGUCACAAGCUACGAAUUCCCGAGCAAUUCCUCCUCCUGUUCGUUCCUUGACUCGGCUCACUCAUUCCUUGCGCCCCGAGCUGUCAGCUUUCUGGUCGACAUUACUGGACUCCGAGGGAACCCGCCCUGCCUUUCGAGUGGGCCAAGUGGAUGCUGAACUGCUAGACGAGGAACUGUUGGGGUUGUUGAAGACGCAGGUCGGAGAUGCCUUGAAGUAUCUAGGACCGCAUCUCCAGGAUGACUGGUCGCAAGAGAUCCUCCUUGGACUCAGAGCGGUUUUAUUCAAACUUUCUAUAUGGGAUAACGAUGCGUCGUACGGAGCUGCACUUCAGAACCUGCGCUACGCUGAUGCCCGUAAUUCGAGUCUCGCCCUUCCGAAGCCAACGCGAUGGCAGAAAGCUCUCUAUGGAAUGGUAACGGUUUUUGGGAGAUAUGGGUGGGACAAAUGGGAAGAUUGGCUCAUCGACCAGGAGCGAGGAUACACGGCACCAAGUGAAACAGUUCAGCGGUUGAUGAGGUUGACCUCUUUCGCUUCAACGGCUCACUCGAUAGCCGCAUUCUGUUCCUUUCUAGUGUUUCUGGUCAACGGGCGUUACCGUACUCUCACAGAUCGCUUGUUACGGUUGAGGCUUGUUUCACCUUCCAAUCAGGUCAGCCGAGAGGUCUCAUUCGAGUAUCUGAAUCGCCAGCUGGUCUGGCACGCGUUUACGGAGUUCUUGUUGUUCCUGCUACCGCUCGUGGGAAUCAGUCGGUGGCGUAGAUGGUUAGCGAGGGCUUGGAAAAAGACGAAAGAUGCGAUGCGGUCAGAGUCGACUGAUGAAGACGAAGGAAAAAUCAAAAGCGGACCUUUAUCGUUUCUGCCAGAGAGAACUUGUGCCGUAUGUUACGAGGAGCAAAAUCCUACAUCGACAUCAGAGGCAGAAAUUCUUGGGGCCAACACGGGUGCUGGAGGCGGAGUCGUGGGCUCAGCCACAACAGAUGUGGUCAACCCCUACGAGACAAUUCCUUGUGGCUGUAUCUACUGCUUUGUUUGCAUCGCUAAAAAGAUUGAAGCAGAGGAAGGUGGUGGAUGGACCUGUUUACGAUGUGGUGAAAUCAUCUAUAAAUGCCAACCCUGGAAUGGCGAUAUUGUUGUCCCAAAAAAGACCAGUCAGAAGAACGGAAAGUCAGUCGGAUUCUCUGUCAGCGAGCAGGUCCAUUCCGACGAGUUGGAGGAGGAAGAAUCUUUGGAUGAAGCCCCAGAAAUGAUGGAAUCCAAUCUCAUCUCGAGUCAGUGGUCGAUGCCAGAAGAAAGCUCUUCAUCCGGCUGA
This is a messenger RNA of Exophiala spinifera, 1377 nucleotides long. RefSeq lists its product as uncharacterized. Gene Ontology annotation, molecular function: zinc ion binding. NCBI's taxonomy places the organism in Eukaryota, Fungi, Ascomycota, Eurotiomycetes, Chaetothyriales, Herpotrichiellaceae. The transcript has a single exon. Gene Ontology annotation, biological process: protein import into peroxisome matrix. The record is from RefSeq and is a predicted model, not a curated record. Gene Ontology annotation, cellular component: peroxisomal membrane. Bases 1 to 1377 code for a protein of 458 amino acids.